CUUCCUUCCUCUGUCAUAGCCUAUAUCAUUCCAUUGUCCAGAUUCGUCUGUAAUAUCAGACUAAGAUCUCUUCGGGUUAGGUCCUCUUCUUCUAGUGUCUUUGGUGGUGUUUUUUCUUGGAAAAAAAAUGGUUAAUUCUUGUGAGAACAACAUCGUCGUUGGACAACACACUACGACGACGAUUCUUCAAGAUGAAACGAGAAGUAGAAAGUUCGGACAAGAGACGAAGAGAAGAGUGUUGGGUGUGAUUAAUCAGAAUCUGGUUGGUGCAAGACGCUAUCCUUGUGUUGUCAACAAGAGAGUAAACUUAUCCAAGAAAGAAGAAGAAGAAGGAUGUCAAAAGAAGAAGCUUGAUCAUCCUCUGAGAUCCUCAGUUACAAGAUCUCGAGUUGAAGAAGAGCCCUUGUGUCAAAAUGAGGAGAAGAAGAAGCUGAAGCCAACAGUUCCAAGCGCAAACGAAGAAGAAGCUACAUUGGACCAACCAAUGCCAAUGUCUCUGGAGAAGCCUUACACUGAAGCUGAUGAUCCAAUGGAGGAAGUUGAGAUGGAGGAUGUGGUAGUGGAAGAACCAAUCUUGGACAUCGAUGUCUCAGAUGCCAAGAACUCACUUGCAGCUGUUGAGUAUGUCCAAGAUCUAUACGCAUUUCACCGACAAAUGGAGAGGUUUAGCUGUGUUCCAGUAGAUUACAUGAUGCAGCAAAUCGACUUAAACGAGAAGAUGAGAGCUAUACUAAUCGACUGGUUGAUCGAGGUACAUGACAAGUUUGAUCUGAUGAACGAGACACUGUUCCUGACAGUGAAUCUGAUAGAUAGAUUCUUGUCCAAGAAAGCUGUGUUGAGAAAGAAGCUUCAGCUUGUAGGGCUGGUGGCUUUGUUUUUAGCUUGCAAGUAUGAAGAGGUUUCAGUUCCUCUUGUUGAAGAUUUAGUGCUCAUUUCAGACAGAGCUUAUGCCAGGACUGAUGUUCUACACAUGGAGAAAAUGAUGUUGAGCACUUUGCAAUUCAAUGUCUCGUUGCCUACACAAUACCCUUUCUUGAGAAGAUUCCUUAAGGCAGCUCAAGCAGACAAGAAAUGUGAGGUUUUGGCGUCCUUCUUGAUCGAGCUUGCCCUUGUGGAGUAUGAGAUGCUUCGGUUUCCACCUUCAUUACUAGCUGCCACGGCCGUGUACACUGCUCAAUGUACACUUGAUGGAUUCAGGAAAUGGAACCGUACAUGUGAAUUCCACUCUCACUACUCUGAAAAUCAGCUCAUGGAAUGUUGUAGGAAGAUGGUGAGUCUUCAUCAGAGGGCGGCCACUGGGAAAUUGACAGGAGUAUAUAGGAAGUACAGCACAUUCAAGUUUGGGUACAUAGCCAAGUGCGAAGCUGCACACUUUAUUGUUUCUUAGUCGUCUCAUCAUCCUUAAAGGCUGCAAAAAGACAGUGAUAUUUUUUGUACAGUUCUCUUGACAAAGUUCCUCGUUUCAUCUGAAGCACAAAUAACACACAGCCAAAAAAAUUGUUCAAUUUGUCUGUCUGAAGUUGAAUUCUGAUUCCUUAUCGUUGUUCACUUUAAUUGUAACUUCCGUUUUACAUGACAUUUUUUAACAAUAAAUUCCAUAAUGAUCAGA
Messenger RNA from Raphanus sativus (radish), 1609 nucleotides. RefSeq names its product cyclin-B2-1. NCBI's taxonomy places the organism in Eukaryota, Viridiplantae, Streptophyta, Magnoliopsida, Brassicales, Brassicaceae. Bases 128 to 1387 code for a protein of 419 amino acids. Gene Ontology annotation, biological process: regulation of cyclin-dependent protein serine/threonine kinase activity; mitotic cell cycle phase transition. The transcript is spliced from 10 exons. The record is from RefSeq and is a predicted model, not a curated record. Gene Ontology annotation, cellular component: cytoplasm; centrosome; cyclin-dependent protein kinase holoenzyme complex. Gene Ontology annotation, molecular function: cyclin-dependent protein serine/threonine kinase regulator activity.